GAAGAUACGUGUAUGCUCGGGACAGGAACUUCGCAUAUGGCGCUAGCCGGAUUCGGGGAGCACUUCAAUCAUGCCAACGGCGACAUUGACAUUUUUGUUAUGCUGGUCAAUAAGGGACCACUGGAUAAUAAAUUGACGUGCAGCGUGCUAGAAUGGACAUCCGCGUGCAGGAUUACCUGGAUGAUAAGCUGCAGUCAUUGGCAGACCUUGAGACUGUGGACACGUUACUUGAAACGGUCAAGCACCAGCAAGAGCUUUUGAAACGACAGUUACUCGACGCAAGGCGGGAUCAAGAGAUUGCCGUGCAGGAGGCAGAUGAGCAUGUCCGUAAUGUUCGCCAAUUGGGAUCUCAGUUUCAGAAGGAGCAGGCUGGUGUCGACCACCGCUUGCUCAUGGUAACGCAAUCUGAGACCAGUGAUGAAGCGGUGCGGAAGUUCGAAGCUAGUUGGGAGAAGCUGCGCAAGCUAGACAUUGCAGCCGGAUAUGUUGAGCUGCUGAAGGAGGUUGAUGUGCUCGAGAAGGAAUCCACCGACCAACUUGGGAAAUCGGAUGAGGCUGCCCUGGCACCAUAUCGCCGGCUUCAGCACCUUGUCACAAGUCUGCAGCCUUUGCAUGAAGCGGCAGAGAAUGCGGCUCCGCAGCUUCUACACCACAUAGAGCAACGUGUAAGAGUCCUGCGCGGUACUAUCCGGCAGUCUUUCGCGCAGGAUCUCGAAAGGACGCUGAAGAAGAUGGGUUGGCCCAAGGCUACGGAGACCGUGCCCAUUGCACUUGAGAAUGAGUGGGCGAAGAACGUUGGUAGGUUGCUCGACCUGCAGAAACCUGAGCUGGAAGAUCUCGAACACGGUAUUAGUGAACGAACUUCUAGCUACGAGCCACCGAGUCUGCUGCCGUUGGGAGUGCUGGUACAACCGCUCGAACAGCGCUUCCAGUACCAUUUCUCCGGUAAUAAGCCUACCAAUCGCCUCGACAAACCCGAGUACUUUCUGCAGCACGCGCUUGACCUUCUAUCAACCUACUCGGACUUCUUGCAGAACGCACUGCAGCCCCUGCUUUUGCAGCACUUUCGCGGCUCAGGCCUCGCUUUCACCCCAGCCUACAUUGACGCUACCUCCGCGUUCAUCACCGCACUCCUGCCUUUGCUCCGGCAGAAGAUCUUCUCUCGUGCCGAGCAAAUACCGGCUGACCAGCCGCAGUUACUAAGCCAUCUUGUGCAUGAGGUUAUUAACUUCGACACGACACUUCAAAACACCUACGCAUAUGCACCAGUGUCGCCUGCCACUCCGUGGCGUGGCUUGGCAUACUAUCUCCUUGACACUCGUCACUACUUCGAGAAAUGGCUUGGCGCUGAGCGCGACUUUGCACUUUCGCGCUACCACUCUAUCAUUGAAGCUCCGGAAGCAGGUGAGCUGGACUACGACUCUGUUGCCUCGGACACAACCAAGCCCACCAAAAUGGCGAUUAACGUUAAUGACUUGCUUGAGACGAUCACGGACCGCUAUCGUCACUUGUCAAGCUUCAGCCAGAAGAUCCGCUUCCUCAUCGAGGUCCAGAUCGCCAUCUUUGAUAUGUUCCACGAUCUUCUAUAUUCCAGCCUCGAGGCGUAUCUGUCCAUGAACACUUUCGUUGGGCGCACAGCACACAGCAUGAGCCGGGACGAGCAGGCUGAGCUCCAAGGCGUUAAGGGACUAGACCGGCUGUGUCGCGUCUUCGGGUCGGCAGAAUAUUUAGAGCGUGCCAUGGGUGACUGGAGCGACGAUGUCUUCUUCCUGGAGCUAUGGGAUGAACUGCAGGAUCGUGCUAUAACCCGUGAUCGCAUCAGCAAUAAGCUAGGCGGUCUGCAAGAGAUCCAGCAGAAGACCAGUCGCGCUGUUGGUACCGAUGAAGACGACGGACCAGGCAGUGAAACGCAAGGGGCGCUUUUCGAUGAGACAGCAGCCUCGUACCAUAGCCUCCGCGUUCGAAGCGAGAAUAUAAUUGUCGACUGCUUGACGCACAACGUUCGCGAAGCACUCCGGCCCUACACACGUAUCACCACCUGGGCAUCGCUGUCUUCGAGCACGGCGGGAGGCUCCAUCUCCGCCGAACUCGACCCUGCUUUGCGCCUUCUGACAGACUAUCUCAGCUUCUUGAGCAAAGCGGUGGGCAAAGUGCCGUUACGCCGCAUCGUUCGGCAUCUCUGCCACAGCAUCCAGUCCCUUUUCUGGGACAACGUGCUCGUGGUCCGAAGCCAUUCCUUUUCCACUGCCGGCGCUGCACAACUUGCCACUGAUGUUCAUGCACUGUGUGCAUACAUCGAUCGCUACGUCGGUGCGGGACAAGCGCAGGCAGGUAUGCGGAAGUUGCUGGAAGGUGUCACGUUGCUCAGUCUGCCGGUGAAGGGCGAGAUUCAACGCGUGCAACCUGGCCGAGCCGGUGAGGAAGCAGAUGAUGGUGCGGCGUGGGACGAUGAUGCGCAGGAAGAGGUACAUGCUGAGGAGAAGAAGGCGAUGGGCUUAUUUGAGGUGGAGAGGCUAGUGUAUAUGGAUAAUACGAACGCGAGGUACGCGCUCGAGCAAUUGGCCUUGGAAGCGUUGAGUGAAAGCGAUGCGAGGGCUGUGUUAGAGAAGAGGGUCGAGCUGGGUAGCUGAGACGUGUACCGAAUGGUG
Baudoinia panamericana UAMH 10762 is the source of this 2648-nucleotide messenger RNA. RefSeq lists its product as uncharacterized. The record is from RefSeq and is a predicted model, not a curated record. Lineage: Eukaryota; Fungi; Ascomycota; Dothideomycetes; Mycosphaerellales; Teratosphaeriaceae. Gene Ontology annotation, cellular component: Dsl1/NZR complex. The transcript has a single exon. Bases 153 to 2630 code for a protein of 825 amino acids. Gene Ontology annotation, biological process: endoplasmic reticulum to Golgi vesicle-mediated transport; retrograde vesicle-mediated transport, Golgi to endoplasmic reticulum; regulation of ER to Golgi vesicle-mediated transport.